Messenger RNA from Cavenderia fasciculata, 4626 nucleotides. RefSeq lists its product as uncharacterized. The coding region runs from base 1 to 4626 and encodes 1541 amino acids. Gene Ontology annotation, cellular component: telomerase holoenzyme complex. The record is from RefSeq and is a predicted model, not a curated record. Gene Ontology annotation, biological process: telomere maintenance via recombination. Gene Ontology annotation, molecular function: protein binding; telomerase activity; telomerase RNA binding. The transcript has 2 exons. NCBI's taxonomy places the organism in Eukaryota, Evosea, Eumycetozoa, Acytosteliales, Cavenderiaceae.
AUGGUAAAGGUUGAUAUGCCAAAUGACUCAAACACAAAGUUUGAGAUUCAAAAGUGGCUCAAGAAAUACUCUAUUGCACAUACACCAUUCCAGUCAAAGGAUGAUCUCUUGUUUCUUGUCAGUGAGAACAAAAAGAAUGUCAUUGACCAAGAAAGAGCUGCCUAUAAGGAGAAAAAGUUACAAGAACAAGCUCAAAAGGAAAAGGAUGCAUUAAAGGCUGCUACUGCUGCUGCAAAGUCUUCAUACAAGUCAUCAUCUUCUUCAUCCAAUUCAUCAUCAUCUACUUCAUCUGCAACAUCAACAAGAUCAUUAGUAUCACCAUUUAAAAAGAUUCAAAUUGUAAAUGGAAAGGUAUUAUCAGCAUCUUCUAUUUCAGUAGCUGCAUUUGAUGAUUCAUCUUCAGUUGCAACAACAUCAUCAUUGACUGUUCCAUUAAAGAUUAUAAACAAACCAAGAAACAAAUUAAAUUUAAUUGAUAGAAUUGAAAAUAAUACAUUACAUGUAUUCAUUUCAUCGACAUUCAAGGAUAUGAUUGGAGAACGUGACCAUUUGAUCAAGGUUGUGUUUCCAGCUAUCAACUUGAGAUGCAAGGCAAAGAACUUGACCAUUGUACCAGUUGAUUUGCGUUGGGGUCUAACCAAGGAAGAGACAACUGUCAAGGGUCAAAUCGAACUGUGCUUGAAGCAAAUGGACAAGUGCCCGAUUAUGAUUAGUGUGGUUGGUGAAAGAUUUGGUUGGAUUCCAAACGAGUACAAGUUAUCGUCCAAUGACAGUGCCGACCCUGUCACCCAAUACCUCUCGUCGUUGCCAUUGGGUGAGAGUAUCACAUCGAUCGAGACGAGAUACGGUCUCUCUUGUCACAAGACCAAGCAUUCAGUUGCGCUGUUUAGAGAUUCGUCGUCACUUGCCACCACUCCACAAAUCCAAGACCAUUUUGGUGAAAAGGUCGAAGAGAGCAAGACCAAACUGGUAGCAUUCAAGGAACACAUCAAAUCGGAUGCACACUGUACAGUAUUGGAUGGAUAUCCAUGUAAAUAUAUUGGAGUUGAUAAACAAACGCAACAACACUGUGUCGGUAACCUUCAAGCAUUUGGUGAUUUUGUUAUCAACCAAAUGAUGGAUAUCAUCGAAUUGGAAUUCCCAAAUCCAAUUGAACUGUUAAAUGCUGCUCAACAAGAAGAAAAGCAUCAUUCACUCUACCAAACAAACAAGGCACAAUAUUAUUGGGGUAGAGAAGCUUUCCAAAAAAAGUUAUUGGAUCAUAUCCAUAACAACAAGUCUGUAUCACUCGACAAGAUUGCCAUUGUCUAUGGUGAACCUGGAUGUGGAAAGUCUUCUUCAUUGUCCAAUUUAGUCACUAAAUUGGAAGCUUUAAACACUCCAAAGACCUAUCUUGUACUCUCCCACUAUGUUGGUUGUUCCGGUGAAUCUACAAAUGUUCCAAAUAUCUUGGAAAGAUUUUCAACAAAGAUUUGUAAACAAUUAAAAAUUAAUCAUGAAAUUCCUACUAAUCUUGAAAUGUUAAGAACAGAAUUCCCAAAGAUAUUACAAAAAGCAAGUAAAUUGGUAAAGAAUAUUGUAAUUGUAAUUGAUGAUUUGGAUGAAUUAUCAACACAAAAUCAGUCACAUCAAAUGGAAUGGUUACCAGAUACAACUGAUUUACCGUCGAAUUGUUUUGUAUUGACAAGUUGUGAUCAAAACAAGACGUGUUGGGAUUACCUCCAUCUUCGUACAAAGAUUCCACAUACCUUUUACUUGUCACCUCUUGAAAUGACCGAUCGUUCCAUCAUUACCACUCAUACGUUGGAUCGUUAUAGCAAGCGUCUUGAACCAAAGCAAUUGGAUCGUCUUGUCGCCAAGACUCAUGCCAAGUUCCCACUCUACAUUCAAUUGGUGUGUGAAGAACUUCGUGUCAUUGGCAAUUAUGACAAGUUAAAUUCAAUCAUUCAAAAGAUUCCAGAUACCAUUGACCAAUUGAUUGUAUCUAUUCUUUUGCGUUUGGAAGAUGAUUUUGGUAGAGAUUUGAUUAAAAAGACACUUUGCUUUAUUGCUCUGAGUAGAUAUGGUUUGUUAGAGUCGGAACUUUUGGAUCUACUUCGUGAAAAGGGUACUCCACUAUCAUUUGUACAAUGGGCACCACUUUUAAUUGCCAUCUCCCCACUUUUACGUAAUGGUUUCAAUACAUCAAAAUCCAUCACAUUCUUCCACGCACAAGUUGCCAAGGUCAUCAUCCAAAAGUACUUGCCAACUGAAAAGAGUGUCAUUGUUGCACACACUCAACUUGCCGACUAUUACCAAAACCAAUGUCAUGGUACCGUCGACGGUAGUAGUAAAAAGUGGAAUGGUACAUUGUUAAAACCAUUUGUAGAGCUACCAUACCAUUUGACGUGUGCAAAGAGAUUCGAUUGGUUGGCUAAUCUCUUCCAAGAUCUCAUAUUCGUAGAGACCAAGUUCAAGUUAAAGUUGGGUCGUGACUUGUUGGAAAAUAUGUUGCUUGCCAUCACCGAGACACAAUCACCAACCCUGAGUGGUGAGCGUUGGACCGGUCUCAACUUUUCCUCGUCCAACCUCGUCCAAGAUAUUUACAAUUUCGUUCAAUACCAAGCACACAAUAUCGAAAGAUACCCAUUGGUUGUUGCUCAACAGGCAUACAAUCUUCCAGAUGAUUCAGUGUGUCAUAGUGUUGCAGAUCGUCAUCUCUGGCAAACAAAGGCACCCCAUUUCAAGUGGCUCAACAAACCACAGCUUUCAGACUUUGUCAUUGCUUCGUUGGCCGGUCACGAGGAUUUUGUCCGUUGCGCAUUGUAUCGUGAGGAUGGUAACAUGAUUGCCAGUUGUUCAGACGAUCGUUCGAUUCGUAUUUGGUCGGGAGAGACUGGUGCAUUGGUACGUGUCUUUCCAAAACUGCAUACUGACAAGAUCACUAAUUUGCAGUGGCGUGGAAACAACAACUUGGUGACCGUGUCUCGUGACAAGCGUGUUGUCUUGUGGGACGAGUAUGGCAAGGUGUUGCACGAGUUUAACGGUCACAGUCAAGCGGUGUGGGGUGUAGCUGUCAGUGGUGAUGGUCGUCGUAUUGCCAGUGCAUCGUGGGAUAUGACAUGCAUCGUUUGGGAUAUCGCUUCGAAACAAAUUGCAUUUACAUUGACGGGACACACCAACAAGUUGUCUGCCGUUGCAUACAGUCCCGACUCUAGACUCAUCGCCACUGGUUGCUGGAGUGGUAUCGUCAUUAUUUGGGACGCUGUCACGGGCAAGCAAUUGCAAAGCACCAAGGUCUCUGACACGACCAUUCUCUACUUGAUGUUUUCGCCCGACGAAAUGCUCUUGUCUGCUUCAUGCGUCGACUCGUUCACUCAUAUCCUCGCUCGUCGUAACAACUGGUCCAAGGAAAUCGCCAAAUUAGAGGGUCACAAGGAAGCUGUCAUUUCAAGCAGAUGGUCGGCCGAUGGCAAGUUUAUCGUCUCUUGUUCAGAUGAUAAGACGGUCCGUGUGUUUGACUGCGCCGAUUGGAGUCAAGCAUCUGUCAUGACGGGUCAUUCUGGUCGUAUCAUUUCCGCCGCUUUCCAUCCCAACUCUUCCAAGCGUCGUAUCAUCACCGCCGCCACUGACAAGUUUAUCAAGAUCUGGGAUCCAAAGCUCGGCUACUCUGUCACCCAAGCCCAUCAAGGCCACAGAAAGGGUGUCAGCACACUCCAGUACGAUCACGAAAACGAUAUUCUCUACUCCUUGUCGGACGACCACACCAUCCGUUCGUGGACAGAUUUCCAAAGAAACGAUCUCUUGGUGCCAGGCAAUACCUACGAAAACAUAAAUUGGAAAAAGUUCAAGUUGCUUGACCCUCAAAUCUUUGGUUCUCUCAGCUUGGCCUUUGCCAUUGUGAGCAACGUUGGCACUGUACUCCAAUACUGUAUGGACAAAAAGACAAUGAUCAAAAGAUUGCCAGACACGGUCAAGUGCACUGCUUUUACCAUCACAGACAAUGACUCUUUGUUUGCAGUGGCUGAUCCAGAGGGUGUUGUCUAUGUAUACGAUGUCGCUACAUUUGAAGAGGUCUAUCGCAACAGACAUGGAUUUGUUGUCAACGAACUUGCCUUUUCUCCCUGUUCAACCUAUUUGGCAGCUUCCGACGGCAAGGGUACCAUCACUAUCCUAAAGUCUGGUGGUCUUGCCGACAAGACCUAUCAUCAAUGUGCCUAUUUGACUUUGGAGCCAAUGAGUGCCAUUACCUCGAUCAAGUGGAGUGGCGAUAGCUCCUCCUCUUCCUCCUCCUCAUCAGAGAUAGAUACAAGAUACAUGGCUGUUGGUACAGUAGAUGGUUCAAUCCAUAUUUUCGAUGUAAAGAGAUCAUUCUAUGUACAUCGUGUUACUACCAAUGUACACGCUUUUGGUAUCCGUUCAAUGGCAUUUUCCCCAUCGUCCAAGUACUUGUUUACAGCCUCGCUUGACAAGACUGCCAUCCUGUGGAAUGUAGAGACCAUGACCAUCGUGUCUGUAUUCCCAUUAUUCUCCAUUGCCACUUCAAAUAUUCUUUUCUUUAAGGAUAUACAAAAUGUUCCAACCGUCAUUUUAUCGGAUUACACCGGAAAGAUACACCACUUAAAAUUAAUAGGCGUUAAUGAAUAA